AUGCCGUAUUGGACGAUCGAGCUCGCGCGCAAGCCCCUCUACCAAGCGCAAGCGGAGAAGUUUCUCUUCUUCUGGCCGCUCGCCUCCAACGAGCUGCAGUUUCCCAAGCACACGUGCAUUCGUUUCCACCGCGUCUACCUUUUCGUCGCGGUCUUCCUCGUCCAGUAUUGCGCGGGCUCGCUCUACGCGUUCAUGGCCCUUCAGAACCCCAUCAACAUUUACUUUGGGUUCCCCGGCGACGACAGCGCGGCCGCCGGACUCAUCUUGGCCACGGGUUGCAUUGGUAUUGUUCAGCAGAGCACGCUGGGUCCGCUCCUCGAACGCCAAGGCCCGCGCUGGGGCAUGGCUAUGACCACGCUCUCCCUUGCGCUCUGCCUCGUUUGCAUGCUCAUCGCUGUGCACAUUAUGUCAUGGCCGCUCUUUUGUACCGCGAUGCUCGGUGUGUCACUCUCGUUCAGCGCCUUUUUCGUCCUCUCGGUCUCGAUUGCAAUGAAGUGGUGCCCCGACGCCCGGGGCACCGUCGCUGGCGUCUGCCUCGUUGGCUUUGGCGUCGGCAAGGGCAUUUGGGCGUUUUUGUACUGCGCCAAGACGGGCCACGAGGGCAUCGAUAUGAAGCGCAUUUUUGCGCUCUUCCUUCUCACUCUACUGCCGACGAUGACAGUCGCGACACUCGUCAUGCGGACGCCGCCGUCCAAUUUUCGCGUCGCCGGCUACGACAUGCACUGCAUUCCAUCGGUGAAAGCGCCCGACGUGGACCUUGUUCAAGACGAGUACCUCCGGAUUGGCAUGACCCUCGUCAACUACGAAGCCGUCGCGCGCCAUAGCGAGUCGACGAUCCAAGAGGGUACCGACCGCCGGUACUAUGAGCAAGUCAAAGCCAUGUCGCUGCCCCAGUGCAUCUUUUCGAUCGACUUUGUCUGCCUCCUCCUCGCGCAAUUGUCGACUUGCAUGGUGGGCCUCUUCUACAACAACUUGACAGGUGCGACGACGUCCGGGACACAGCUCCAAGCCAUUUACCACAUCUCCAACGACGCCAUGACGACCCUCCACGUCCAUGGUCUGGUCGCCGACCUCCUCGGCCGCCUCGUGCCCGCGAUUCUAUCGGACGUUGGCAUUCGCGUCUUUUACGCCAACCCCGCGGCCGUGCGAAAAGUCUUCUUCACAAGUAUUCUCAUGCUGCAGUGCAUAGCGAUUCCUGUCGCGUACCUCGAGUCGGACAAGCUGACGCAUUUUGCGCACGUCGAGUGGCUUCUCUACGUGCUCCAGUUUGCCUCGAACGCGGGCGCAUCGCUGCUCGUGUGCCAUCUCACCGAUUUGUUUGGCGUCUACCAUAUCGGCACCAUGUACGGCCUCUCGUCGAUGACGUGGGCGGUUGGCCAAGGUCUUCUUCUCGCGACGACUGGCAACGACAUGACGGCACUGGCCUUUCAAGCCCAGCUCCUCUGGUGGCUCUCGCUCGGGGGGCUUUUAAUGAUGUUUUUUUGUGCGCGCCGACUCAGCCGACCGCGACCGUGGAAAGAACCAGCGCAGCGCCAAGGCACGAUUGACAUUUGCGCCGACGUCACCAACCUGGAUGCGAUUCGAGCCUCGAUCCCGUACCUCUGUGCUCUAGACUCGCUCAGUGACGACUCGUUUGGGGACGACGUCUCGCCCUGA
Messenger RNA from Saprolegnia parasitica CBS 223.65, 1656 nucleotides. RefSeq lists its product as hypothetical. The transcript is spliced from 3 exons. Lineage: Eukaryota; Oomycota; Saprolegniomycetes; Saprolegniales; Saprolegniaceae. The coding region runs from base 1 to 1656 and encodes 551 amino acids. The record is from RefSeq and is a predicted model, not a curated record.